UGCCCUGCCGGCACUGCCCGGCCUGUCCCUCCCUGCCCUGCAUCCAGCCACGUGCCCAGGAUGCCCCACACCCCUUUCCCCACCUCACAGCCGAAUACCCCGGCCCGGCCCCUGCCGCGGGACGCCGGAGCCCCGGGAGCUCUGGGCCGGGGCCAGCCGCCCCCGCGGAGCGCUGGCCCGGGGCCUCGGCGCUGGGAGCCCCGGUGCUGGGCCGUGCCAGCGGUGGCUGCGGAUCUCAUCAGUGGUGAAGGCUGCCCGAGGGGACACCACGGGGUCCAGGGCCGGCCUCGCCGUGCAGGCAGAAAGCGUCCGGCAGCGGGAUGGCGGGGAUGGCACUGCCCCUCUGCCUGAUCCUCGCUGCUGCCCUGCAGGGCGGCCUGACCCGGGCACCGCAGCCCCUGGCCCGCCCCGGCCCCCUGCUCCUGCGGCUGCGGCGCCUGGAGGAGCAGUUUCUCCGGCUCCAGGAGGUGACACUGAACCAUCUCCAGAGCAUCGCCAGCAACUACAACAUCUCCUACAACAUCGACGGACGUUUCCAGGCGCUGGCGGAGCAGGCGGAAGCGGCCGACGCUGCCCGGGCCGCCCUGGGUGCCGAGCUGGCCCGCCUGGCCACUGCUGGCCGGAGGCUACGCCGCAGGCUGAAGAGGCUGGAGGGGACGGUGGGUGCCCUGAGCCCACCACACGGCCUGCUCACCCACGCACCAGCCGCACUGGUGGAGGCUGGCACCAAACCGCACGGUCUGCCAUUCGCCCUCCGGAGCCGGGGCAGCCCGCUGGAGCAGCAGCCACCGGGCCAGGCUGUCCGCAGCACCCCCGGCCCUCGCCGCCCGAAGACGAGGCGGUGGCAGCAGCACCGGCAGGAGGAAGGGCACUGCCUGCCGGCUGAUGCCGGGCCGGGUGGAGCGCCCGGGGAGGAUGAGGAGAGCCCUCGGGAUGCAGCACCAGCAGCCCAGAGCAUGGCAGCGGUGCUCCCCACCGUAAGCACGGCUCCCCGGGAGCAGCCCCCAGCCCCCCGGCAGCCAGGAGAGGGCAGGUACGGCCCCCCCGCCCCGCUGCCCGCCUCCCCCGCCUGUCGCGGCGGUGCCGUCCUGCUCUUCCCCAACACCUCCGCUGAGCACGGGGCCGUCCUGGGGCUGGGGCCACACCGGGGCCUGCGGGCGAUGUCACUCUGUGCCUGGCUGGCCACCCCAGCCCCUCGCCUCGGUGCUCUCCUCUCCUACGCCACCGAGGACGGGCACAGCGAGCUGGCCGUGCACGGCCACGGUGGGGAUCGCCCUGGCUCUGCACGUUUCAUCGUGGGGGACGGGCAAGUUCGGGAGCUCCCGGUGGCGCCGCUCCUGGACGGCAAAUGGCACCACCUGUGCCUCACCUGGUCCUCCGGCCAGGGCCACUACCGCUUCUACGUGGACAGGAGGCUGCUGGCUGCCGGCUCCGGCUUCCAGCAGGGCUAUGAAAUUCCCACUGGUGGCUCGCUGGUGCUGGGCUGGGGGCAGGACGGCCCCAACGUGGACUUGGGCACUGGAGAAGCUUUUGUGGGUCACCUGGCUGGCUUCGCUCUCUGGAGACGGGCUCUCCUGCCUGGGGAGGUGGCCAGAAUGGCGACCGGGCGGGGGCUGCCCCGUGGCCCCCUCCUCACGCUGGCCGAUGCCUCCUUGCAGGGCGGGGUGCGGAGGGUGGCGUGUCCCUGCCUCCAGCACUGCCUUUGACGCGGCUGACAGCAGGAACGGUGCCGGCUACCAGCGGUCACGGCUGGCUCAUGGUGCCGCUCCCGACACGAGCUGAACCCUCCCAGGGUGAUGGGACACCCAGCAGGGAGGGCAUCUCAGAACCGGCACCACCGGCGGAGGGAAAAGGGUCUUGGCAGCCAGUGGGGCAGAGGUGGGACCAAAGCCAGAGGUCGCCUGCUCCUAGAGGAUGCACAGCCCAUGGUUCCUAUUAAAAUGCUCCUCACGUGAG
Vidua macroura (Pin-tailed whydah) is the source of this 1956-nucleotide messenger RNA. RefSeq names its product pentraxin 4 (gene PTX4). The coding region runs from base 321 to 1706 and encodes 461 amino acids. Lineage: Eukaryota; Metazoa; Chordata; Aves; Passeriformes; Viduidae. The record is from RefSeq and is a predicted model, not a curated record. The transcript is spliced from 2 exons.